Porites lobata is the source of this 1399-nucleotide messenger RNA. The record is from the annotation of a GenBank genome assembly. Lineage: Eukaryota; Metazoa; Cnidaria; Anthozoa; Scleractinia; Poritidae.
AUGGACGUUUUAGAAAAUUAUUAUUCACUGAAAGCUGUUGUGCGUUCUGCAAGUCAACAUUUUACUAUCGCUAUAAAUAAAGGAACACAUUGGUUGUAUUUUGAUGAUAUCUGCAGAUCAAUUCAGCAAUAUUCCACUUUUCAAAACCUCUUGAUUGCCCAUGCCAAUGGCUGGUAUUUUGCUGUCUAUGAAAAGUCUGCCAUUCCAUUCAUUGAUAGCGGUAAUGCACAUGCAGCUGUGAACCAAUCUAAGUACACCCAAGAAUACCUCACAGGACAUUCAGUGCCAAAAGUACUCAUUAAUGAUACUUUAACAGUGCCAUCAAACAAACACAUUGCACAAGCAAAACAAAAUGCAUACAUGAAAGAAUAUCGAAAGAAAAGAAAAAGUAAUGAAACUGCAGAAGAACAACUUGCCAAAAAACAAAAGCAAAAUGCUUACAUGAAAGAGUACAGAAGGAGAAAGAAAAAUAAUGAAUCUCAAAGUGAGACGCUUGCUAGACAAGGAAAGCAAAAUAUAUACAUGAGGGAAUACAACAGGAGAAAGAAAAACAUUGAAACUGAUACCAAAAAAUUUGCAACGGAAGAAAAACAAAAUACAAACAUGAAGGAAAAUCAUGAAAAAAGUGAAAAACAACUUGGCCUAAAACAGAAGAAAAAUGCUUACAUGAAAGAGUACAGAAGGAGAAAGAAAAACAAUGAAUUUCAUAGUGAGAAACUUACUACACGACGAAAAAGCAAAAUAUAUACAUGAAGGAAUACAACAACAGAAAGAAAAGACGUUGCAACUGGUAGCAAAACAAUUUCAAGAGAAGAAGAACAAAAUACAGUAAUGAAAGAAGAUCAUGCAAAAAGUGUUCAUGGUGAUUUUAAAAUGCAAGCAAAACUUAUUAGAGAAGAAAAAACAAAAUACAGACAUCAUGGAAAAUCAUGCAAAAAGUGUUAACAGUGAUUUUAAAAUGCAAGCAGAUCAAAAUGUAUUUAAAUGUUUUGUGGAGAAGGAAAAAUAUUUGUCUUUGUUUGAUAGUCAAACAAAUGGACCAAUUCAUUUACAGGAAUGGGCUAAAAAAAAAAACAUGCGAGAUUUCCAUAAUUCUUUGAAAUUCAAAAUCUAUAAAUGCAACAUCUGCCAUGAAGCAUGGCCAUUGUCAGAAAAAUGUAAAGAUGAAUCUACAUAUGUGUGCUCUAGGUGUUUGCGUGACAAGAAUGCAACAAAAAAGUUUUCAGUUGACAAUAAUAUGAUACCUUCACAAGCACCAAAAGAACUGCAGGGACUCACACAAUUAGAAGAAAUGCUUAUAGCACGUGUAUUUCCAGUAAUAUCUGUUUAUACAAAACCAGGGGGCAAAAGGCAUACAAAGGCCACUGUAUUAAUUUUUCCCAAGAUAUUCAAGAGCUAG